CGGAAGGCUCACAGGGCAGACGCUUUGGAACGGGCAGGUGGGGAGCCCCCAGCAAUGCCCCUGCCCCGCGCCUGAGGACGGCAUGGAGCUGAGAGUUCUCCUCCUGUUGCUGCUCUGCUGCCCAGGUCUCCCAGCCCAAACACCUGAAGCUGAGAUUAGCCAACGGGAAGGAAGCACGUUCUCUAUCGAAUGCCCUUACACAACACAGCCUGACAACAAGCAACUGAAAGCCUGGUGCCGCCUGAGGAACGCACGAUGCGAGCUUGUAGUGCUGACACUUGCCUCAAUGCAGUACAGAUACUCAGACAGGGCCAGGCAGGGCCACAUUACAAUACAGGAUGGCAACAGGACUGUGUCCAUCACCAUGUCUGAGCUCCAGGCAGAGGACUCAGGCAUAUAUUCCUGUGUGUACAGCAGCAACUAUGUUCCACUGAAGACCAUCUCGCUGAAUGUUUACAAGGAGUUACACAGGUGGGAGCUGGACGGUCUGUCCGUGCAGUGCCCAUACGGGGCCCUGGGUCACAGCGGGGGAAGAAAAGCCUGGUGCCAACAACGAGGUGAGGCUGAGUGCUCCCUCAUAGUGAGCACACGUUACUCUCACACGUGGGGCAGCAGAGGAAGAGUCUGGAACAGAAGCAGCUCAAUCCAGGACGAUGCCCAGAGAGGGAUUGUCACCAUCACCAUGGACAAGCUGCAGGCACAGGACUCUGGUGUGUACUGGUGUGCGCUCUACAACCCCUUUCAACGCCCUGCAUUCACCCGGAUAAUGGAGGUCAGGCUCUCUGUGGACAAGAGUGAGUACCUGCUGGCAGAUUCUGGCCUCACCUCCCUGGCUCAUCUCCCUUCUCCCCUGUGCCCACCAAGGAGCCCAGUGCCAUCCAUGUGCACCACAGACCCACAUCACUCCCUGCAGACUCAACACUGGGGCUCCCAAAACCACUGAGAACUACUGACUUGUGUGAAAACAUGGCUGGCUGUAGACUCCAGAUUCACUUUCCUACUCCCCCUCUACUUUUUGUGCUGUCCAAAUUAGUGCAUCUUCCAGUGGGGUACAUUAGGAUGAUUUUCUAUGCCCAAGCCCUACAUGAUUUUACUUUCUCACAGACAUUUUGUUACGGAACAGCAGCAGGAAUCUGACCUUACACAGAUGUACUGUUGCUUCUCUUGUAUUUUAGAGAAGUUUCAGUCAUAUUCAGAGGUGUUCCUACCACCCAUGCUCAUGACACUACUUCUGUUCCUUUAUAGCAACUCAUCCCUUGGUUUUCAAAGGCUAUUAAGACUUUCGCAUUUGGUUGCAACACAGAUUUAGACCCAUAUUUUACAGAUGUUUUUAUCUCUUUCAGCAUUCUCUUAAUAAGAGAUAAUAUUUAGGCACUUGAUUCUGGCAAACCAACGCCAUGCUGUGCUCUGUCAGGAAUCUGGCAGAGCAUCACUGCAGGAAUAUAGCAACCCAGAUGCCCUGAGGGGACAGCUCAGCACUUCCAACUGCACUUACAGUACUUCUGCUACACACUGUGUCGGCAUGGAAAGCAGGGUCCUUCCCUCUCCCUUCUACCUUUUCAUCCUUACACUGCUUUGCUUGCUCACAGCAGGUCCUGAUGACACAAGUUACACCCUGGGCACUUCGUGUUGGUGCACACAGAUUUAUGUCCGUGGUAGCAAUGGCAGGGAAGUUUAGACGGUAAUGGCAAAACAGCCCAGUAAUUAUUCUCCUAUUCAUGUUUGUG
Centrocercus urophasianus (Greater sage-grouse) is the source of this 1727-nucleotide messenger RNA. Its product is annotated as trem-like transcript 4 protein. The record is from RefSeq and is a predicted model, not a curated record. The coding region runs from base 83 to 943 and encodes 286 amino acids. Gene Ontology annotation, cellular component: cell surface. The transcript is spliced from 3 exons. Lineage: Eukaryota; Metazoa; Chordata; Aves; Galliformes; Phasianidae. Gene Ontology annotation, molecular function: signaling receptor activity.